Messenger RNA from Spizellomyces punctatus DAOM BR117, 1754 nucleotides. RefSeq lists its product as uncharacterized. The record is from RefSeq and is a predicted model, not a curated record. The coding region runs from base 365 to 1432 and encodes 355 amino acids. The transcript is spliced from 2 exons. Lineage: Eukaryota; Fungi; Chytridiomycota; Chytridiomycetes; Spizellomycetales; Spizellomycetaceae.
AAAAGUGUAGCGUACUUUUAAAACAUCUGAAUUUCAUGGUUGGACAUUUUGACCAAAAAAAAAGUGCCGUCCGUGAUCAUUGCUGUCCGUCCGUUGUGUUUUUGUGUGUGUGAACCUUUAUCGUACAAGACGGCGAGAGAAAAGCCAAAAGUCAAUAUGGAGUCCGUUUUUCGACUAGCACGGUUCUUUCUGACCUUGAUCCAAAAAAGAGGGGGUGUGUGAAAAAAAACCCAAGGAAAAAACGUGCAGAGUACUUGCAAGGGGAAAAAGGACACCACCUUGCCAAAACAUAAAGAAGCAAGUGUGUUAGUGCCCUUUUCAUGAAGGCUAGUCGUACCCUCCCGGCAAGACCCAUUCCGUCAAGAUGAUCCUCAUAUGGAUGGUCCUGCUUGGUGCAGCUAGUGUGAGCGCACUCCCCGUACUCAACACGACUGUAAAGACCCAGAGCGUCUGUGAGGGAGUGCCUGAUUUUGUCUUACGGAAUGCUCCUAUCGUCUACCUUGAGGCCUCUGAAAAGCAUUUCCCGGGGGACCCAGCCGAAUUCCUCGGCCACAUUAACCCUCUCGACCCCACCAACAACCUCAUACCGGGUCCAACACCGAUCACCUUGGCCAACCUCCCCCAAUACCCCUCAAAAACAUUCCUAACCGCUCAAGAUAAUGUGGAAACCGAUCCAACCUGGCUCACAAACCCAACCGCAAAACCAACCAACCUAGUCUCAACCGCCCCAUCCACCCUCAUCACCGUCUCAAAACCCAAUGGCAUCACCGACGCAUUCUGGUUCCUAUUCUACCCAUUCAAUCAUGGUCCCAAAGUCCUUGGCCGGCAUUACGGUGACCACGUGGGAGAUUGGGAACACGUUCUGGUCCGGUUUGAAGGUGAUCAACCACGUUUUGUUUACUUUUCGGCUCAUGAUGGGGGAAAGGGGCUAGAUUAUGCUGCUACCGAUAAACACUCUUCGGGUCGACCCAUUUCCUAUACCGCGCGCGGAUCGCAUGCCAAUUAUCCUAAUAAUGGAGAUAAAGGAAAACACCCCUAUAUCCUCCCCUUUGGAUUACUCGCCGACAUUACAUCCGAUGCAAAAACAGCGUUCCAAUGGGACCCUGCUCGAUUUUAUCGGGCGUAUUGCAUGUCUGAUGGCCACUUUACGGCUGUACCUGGUACGACUCUCCCCGAUACCGACUGGUUGGCAUGGCCUGGCACGUGGGGUGACCAACAAUACCCUCGUAGUGAUAAACGACAGUACGAACUCUUUGGACAGUGGCAUUAUGUGAGUGGACCUUCUGGACCUGCCUUCAAGAAUUUGGGGAGGACGCAGAUUUGUGAGAAUGAGAGCAAGUGUAGUGUUGCGGUGCGGAAUACGUACAUGACGAUGGAUCAAGCUAUGAAUUCUAUGAAGAAUGCUAGCUUUGUGGUUGGUGGGUAUGAAUAGAAGAGAUGUGGUAGAUGAGUGGUAGGUAGAUUGGAGGGAUAAGAUUUCGUUUUGUUUUUUUUUUUUUUUUGUGGUGGUCUUUCUUCAAGUUGGACUUUUCCAUGGGUGAAAGUAUCAAUUUCAAGUUUUGUUAGAGUAGAUACGUGAUGGACCGAGAUAUACAAAGGAGGAUAAAAGUUAUACGUUCCAUAGUUUUUACAGCGGAAAUUAGUUACCAUAGGGUAUUAGUAUAUUUGAAAUUAGGUGAAAUAAAACUAAUACAAGUUAUAUAAAAAAAAAAAAAAAGUUGGACAACAAAUGAAAACUUGUAAAAUGUAAAAGA